Messenger RNA from Diaporthe batatas, 1437 nucleotides. RefSeq lists its product as uncharacterized. The coding region runs from base 108 to 629 and encodes 173 amino acids. The record is from RefSeq and is a predicted model, not a curated record. The transcript has a single exon. NCBI's taxonomy places the organism in Eukaryota, Fungi, Ascomycota, Sordariomycetes, Diaporthales, Diaporthaceae.
CUGGGGCUACUGCGGGAACGCUUCUCCGAUCUGGCAAUAGCACUCCACCCGAGCUCUUGCAGCAUCAGACAUUUUCAACCCAGCCUCACAUCAGACAUCCACCAAGUAUGCUGUGCCAGAGGUGCGCCAAACCCUUGCGUGGCAACUGCCUCGCCGCGCUGCCGAAGCGCACGAUCCGCCAAGCUUCAUCGAGCUCCGCGCUCCCCCGACGGCCGGCCCACCCCUCAACGUCCACAGCUCCGUGGGCUCCUUGGGCUCCUCGAUCGCUCGCCAGAUUCCCGACCACAGCCCUCCGAGCCGGCCCAUCCAGAUUAAAUUCUUCUUCAGCACCGUCCGAAACAAGCUCGACGCCCGCCGGAUCGACAGGCCCAUCAGGCACUCUCGAGAAGCCUGACUUCCUCAACGAAGCCGAGUCCGAGGUCUGGGACCGCCUCGCCAAGGAGUUCAGCCCGGUGGAGCUGGUGGUGCAGGACAUAUCGGGCGGCUGUGGUUCCAUGUAUGGGAUCGAGAUAAGCUCGGAGAAGUUCCGCGGAGCAAACAUGCUCAAGCAGCAGCGGAUGGUCAACGCCGUCCUCGGCGACUUGAUGAAGACAUGGCAUGGAGUGCAACUCAAGACGAGGGUUCCCUGAAGGAUAGACUGGGCUGAAGAACAAACGAAACUGGCUGCAUUGCCCCGGGUCAAAGCCUGGCCAUCCGGUGUGGGUGCGCGGAGCUCUACAGAGGCAGCGUGGUUGCUCAGGGCGACAUACAGACAGAAGUUGCCUCAUUAUACACGGCGGGCUAGACGGAACGGCCGCGCGGCGACCCUACAAGGUCGACUGUAAUUAACAAUCAGAAAAGGCCGGAAGUGCAGGCGUUGAAGGAGGGUCGGCGACCACUACGAGGAUGCCCCGCCCUCGCUCACCAGCAGCCAAUGCUCGGUGGAGCGCUCUCACGAGAAAUCACUACUCAGGAUAUAAAUGACAUGUUAUAUGAGUUGGGAAAGAAGGCGAUUCAAUUCAGCGGCAUGAGUACAGACCCGAGCCCUGCGUCCAGCUCCCGCUUGCCCUGCAAACACUAAUCUGCUCCAUGGUAGCCACAUGGGUAUUGUUUUGACACUGCUGCGUGCUUGUGUUGGACGCUUGUCUCGAUACCCAAAAGAACGUGGAUGCCACCGCACCUUUCUAGCCGAGUGGUUGCUGCGGCACUUGGAGGAGACGCCUUACUUCAAUCCCCGGUUCCCUUUCUCUCGCACUUUUCGCAUCUUCCAGCCACACGCUUCACGCGUAAAUUGUUCUUGUCUAUUGGUGGUAGGAGCCAGCAGUCCAUGGCUGUUCGAUAGAAGAUUUCACAGCGGUCCCAGUUUGGUACACCAGACGUGACUCUGCACUACACUCUGAAUUAGUAUUUUAGAAUACACUGUAGUGAAUAAUAAGGUGGCCCAAUUUGUCCUCCCCA